This is a messenger RNA of Cucurbitaria berberidis CBS 394.84, 1345 nucleotides long. RefSeq lists its product as uncharacterized. Lineage: Eukaryota; Fungi; Ascomycota; Dothideomycetes; Pleosporales; Cucurbitariaceae. Bases 139 to 1128 code for a protein of 329 amino acids. The record is from RefSeq and is a predicted model, not a curated record. The transcript has a single exon.
CCGCUUUAAUCACGUGUGGGGGUUUGUGCCACGGAAUAAGCAAGUACACCUUGGAAUCAUAACAAUAGCCUUGUAUUUAAGGUUUGCGACCCACUGAGAUUUGCCUUCGCUAUUUAAUCGCUGUAGCUGUACUCUACAAUGCGUCGGAAGCGUCACCAAGCCUCAGCAACCGCCCUAGCUCCAGAUCCAGAUCCAGAUCCAGCCCCAAAGCGGACUCGCAGUGCCCCGACUCCAGCUGCUUUCUUUGCAACCCUUCCUAGGGAAUUGCGCGACAAGAUAUACCACGAGAUAUGGAAGACCAAACCUCCGUUCGAAGUUACAUUGGGACACAACAGCAUCGAGGACGUCGAGGCCUAUAUUUUCAAGGUCGUUUACGAAAGUUCCGCCAGACCUCAACAUGAGCCAGAGGUUAAACCAAGUUCGGCAGUGCUAGCUCAGAAAAAGACUAAGCCAUGGUACCUAGCUAGUAAACGAAUGCUCUCAGAAGUCAUGGAGCAGUUUAACCACCAGGCGACAUGGAAGUUCAUCGCCUUCCACUCCAACUUCAAGGACCGCCAACCCGCCGUCUGGAGGCCGCCCAAAGCCAGGACCCGACCCACUCGUCAAAGUCCCAUCCUACUGUCGCUGCAUGGCGCAUCUUCGAUCGACCUGUCCGUUGACUUGGAGCUGUUUCUCUACAGCGAGAUAGGCUCGAAUGAACGACCACAGAACAGCAUCAUAUUCUACCACACCACGAUUUCACUCCUAACAGCUAUGCGAUCGGCCCUAGCCGGAACGACGACACUCAGACACCUCUCUUUAGUCCUGAUCCCGACUACUUGGGGGGAAACAGAGAAUUCCGGUCCUAUUGAUAUAGUCCUUGGUCCCCUUAACCACUUCGAUACGCCCAGUCUUCAGUCUCUGCAGGUUACUGUGCGACCUACAUGGUGGUUUUCCAAAAGUGACCGGUUGAUGCAGAGUAUAAGGGAGAGUGUCGAGGCCAUGGGGAAGCGCAUGAUUAGUAGUGAUGUUGUGCGAGAGACGUUUGAAGACGUGGGCACACCACUUGAAGAAAGCUUCGUCGCUACAUUGGACCGGCAGGAACAGGUUGCUUCGGGGAUGGAGUGGAGGUUUGUGUUCAGUCGUUAGCCUACGUUCAACUUCAAGGAGUUGGAAACAGGGGAUAAUUCUUGACGGGCGGUUUCUAGGAAAAGGGGAUACUGGGUAGUCAAGUCACUGGAUUGGAUAUGGUCGAGGAAAACGAGCGGGGAAGGAACAACAGUGUCUUUUGAAGACUUAGAGCAGACGCUCAUGUAUGAUGCAAUGUGAUGUGUCGCUAUACUAUGUCCAUGCACAUAGAUCAAGU